This is a messenger RNA of Exophiala oligosperma, 1134 nucleotides long. RefSeq lists its product as uncharacterized. NCBI's taxonomy places the organism in Eukaryota, Fungi, Ascomycota, Eurotiomycetes, Chaetothyriales, Herpotrichiellaceae. Bases 1 to 1134 code for a protein of 377 amino acids. Gene Ontology annotation, molecular function: NAD binding. The record is from RefSeq and is a predicted model, not a curated record. The transcript has 4 exons.
AUGGGAGGUGGACCAGAUAAAGAACACGUUGUGAUUAUCCUCAGCGAUCCCGAACCCGAGCACAUCACGGCAUUGUUGAAGCGACAAUUCCCAUAUUUUGACAUUACAUACUACCAAGUUUCGAGAGAGGGUAACGGACCCAAGAGUAAGAAUUUGGGAAGUCAGGUACCUGAUGCUUUAUGGAAAUCUGCAACCAUCCUACUCACACUCUUUGCACUACCGCCUAAACCUGAACUUGUACCAAAUCUCAAACUCAUCCAUUUGUUUUCUGCCGGAGUGGACCACUGGUCGAACCAUCCUAUUGUCAAAGAUAGUGAAAUCACCAUCACGACUUCCAGUGGGAUUCAUGGUCCACCUAUAACGGAGUGGAUCAUCAUGACGACCUUGGUUGCUAGUCGUCAUUACGCUCUCGAGUAUGAAUGGCAAAAACAACACCAUUGGGGUCAGGCAGAUAGGAUGAAAUUGACAGGCACUGAUUGGGUCGGGAAAACUGUCGGUAUAGCUGGCUAUGGAAGUAUAGGUAGACAAGCCGCUCGAGUAUUCGCCGCUCUCGGAGCAACCAUACACGCCUAUACCGCAUCACCUCGAACUACACCUUCGUCGCGAAAGGACAAUGGAUACUAUGUACCCGGCACCGGUGACCCUGAAGGCACGAUCCCAACUUCAUGGUACAGUGGUACUUCCAAAACUUCACUUCACAACUUUCUUGGGUCCGGGCUGGAUGCACUUAUCGUAGCACUUCCUUUGACACCGUCGACCCGUCAUAUCUUCGGCGCCGACGAGUUCAACCUCCUCGGGUCAUCAGGAGGAUCCCACAAAUCCAAAACUACCGGCGGCGCGAAUAAGCCUUUCCUGAUCAACAUCGCAAGAGGACCCAUUUUGGAUCAACCUGCUCUCGUGGACGCACUCAACAAAGGCGUCCUUGGUGGUGCUGCUCUGGACGUGACCGACCCAGAACCUUUACCCAAAGAUGAUCCUCUGUGGUCCGCCAAAAACGUCAUCGUCACCCCACACGUCAGUGCUUUGGGAAAGGAAUACAUCGAUCGUGCUUUUGAUUUGUUCGUGACGAACUGGAAGAGGCACGAAAAGGGAGAAAGAAUGUUCAACGUCGUGGAUAGGAAGAAGGGUUAUUGA